This is a messenger RNA of Pistacia vera, 1785 nucleotides long. Its product is annotated as cytochrome P450 CYP72A219-like. The record is from RefSeq and is a predicted model, not a curated record. Gene Ontology annotation, molecular function: monooxygenase activity; iron ion binding; heme binding. The transcript has 5 exons. The coding region runs from base 68 to 1657 and encodes 529 amino acids. Lineage: Eukaryota; Viridiplantae; Streptophyta; Magnoliopsida; Sapindales; Anacardiaceae.
UGCUCCAGUCAGAGUCACUUUUUUCAGUACUAUAAAUUGAGAGCAUUAACCACGUACUAUCGUAUCAAUGAACGAGUCUUUGAAAUUUCAUAGUCAUUCUGAAAUGGAAUUAUCAGUGAUAUCCAUUGCAGUCUCCAUAGUUUUGGUUACAGUAGUAACAUUGGCAUGGAGAAUUCUGAACUGGGUAUGGUUGAGGCCAAAGAAGCUGGAGAGAUACCUGAGACAGCAAGGUCUCUCUGGCAAACCUUACAGGCUUCUUUAUGGAGAUUUGAAGGAGACCAGAGUGAUGCUAAAACAAGCAAAAUCCAGAUCCUUCAAUGUCUCUGAUGAUGUUAAACCACGUCUGGUUCCAUUCCAACAUAAAGUGGUCAAGGAUUAUGGAAAAAAUUCAUUUACAUGGAUUGGUCCAAUACCCAGGGUGAUCAUCAUGAAUCCUGAUCAACUAAAAGAAAUAUUUUCCAGACAUAAUGAUUUUCAUAAACCUAAGGCGAACCCUCUUUUGAAGUAUCUUGCAUCUGGACUUGUAGACUAUGAGGGGGACAAGUGGAGUAAACACAGAAAGCUUAUCAACCCAGCAUUCCAUCUCGAUAAGUUGAAGCUGAUGUUACCAGCCUUCUAUAAAGUUUGUAGUGAGAUGAUUAGCAAAUGGGAGAAAUUGGUCUCUGAAGAAGGAUCAUGUGAAUUGGAUGUAUGGCCCUCCCUUGCAAAUUUGACAGGUGAUGUGAUUUCUAAAACAGCAUUUGGAAGCAACUUCGAAGAAGGAAGAAAGAUAUUUGAACUCCUGACAGAAUUAGCUGAUAUUAUGACAGAAGUUUUACAUUCGGUUUACAUUCCCGGAUUGAGGUUUUUACCUACUAAAAGGAAUAGGAGAUUAAAGAAAAUUGACGCGGAAAUACAAGCCUUACUUGUUGGUAUCAUUAAUAAUAGAGAGAAGGUUAGGAGAGCAGGAGAAGCUUCAAAGAAGGACUUAUUGGGUAUACUCAUGGAAUCCAAUUUCAGAGAGAUUGAAGAACAUGGAAACAACAAAAAAGUUGGAAUGACCAUCAAUGAUGUGAUUGAAGAGUGCAAGUUGUUUUACUUUGCUGGUCAAGAGACUACCUCCGUUUUGCUCGUCUGGACUAUGAUUUUAUUGAGUAAGCAUCAAGAUUGGCAAGCUCGUGCAAGAGAAGAGGUUUUCCAAGUAUUUGGUGAUAAGAAGCCAAGCUAUGAUGAAUUGAAUCACUUGAAAGUUGUCUCAAUGAUACUGUAUGAGGUACUCAGGUUAUACCCUCCAGUGCUUGGUCUUGAUCGAGCUGUUCACGAAGAAAUAAAACUUGGAGACUUGUCACUGCCUGCUGGAGUUGAAGUCACAACGCCAAUUAUCCUGGUUCAUCAUGAUCAAGAACUUUGGGGUGAUGACGCGGAGGAGUUUAAUCCGGAGAGGUUUUCUGAAGGAAUUUCAAAGGCCGCGAAGAGUCAAGUUUCGUUCUUCCCUUUUGGAUGGGGUCCUAGAAUAUGCAUUGGACAAAACUUUGCUCUCUUGGAGGCAAAAAUGGCUUUGGCUUUAAUUCUGCAAAACUUCGCGUUGGAGUUAUCUCCAUCUUAUGUUCAUGCUCCUCGUUCAGUUAUUACUCUUCAUCCGGAACAUGGUGCCCACUUAAUCUUGAAGAAACUAUAGGAAAAAAAAAUUGUGUUAAUGUAUUGUGAUUGUUUGAAUAAAGAAUAUUGCACCAACUGUUAAUUUGUUAGCAUGAUGGUGUAAGUAGCCUGUAUUGUGAUUGUUUGAAUAAAGAAUAUUUUCAUUUA